UCUAUCUUGUAGAAAAAAAUUAAUUUGCAUAUAUACCACUACUUGAGAAGGAAAAGCUCACAAAGCCAUUGUUACAGCCACAAAAUUAUCAUUUAGAAGAGUCCCUCUUAGUCAUGUCAAUCGAUAAGUCAUGGAUUGGAAAACCACGAAACACGCAUGAGUAUAAAGAUGGUCUAAACAAGUUUUUGGAUUUCACUUUUGAGCAUCGAUCUCUCGGGGGUCGUCAGAUUAAAUGCCCUUAUCCGGUGUGUGGUUUUAGCAAGUGGCAAACAAGAGAGAAAUUUUUUGAACAUUUAAUAGUAAAGCCAUUUCCAGAAAACUACAAAGUUUGGUAUUGGCUUGGUGAAGAAGCAGUUGGAGUUGGGUCACAAGCUCAUCAAACUAGUCAUAUUGUACAAGAUGAUUUGACAUCUCAACAUCCAAUGGUAACAAUGCUCAAUGACGCAUUUGGAGUUACUGGACCUGACUUGAAUGAAGAUGGAUAUGGAGAUGAAGACAACAUAGAAGAUGGAGAUGAAGAUGAAGACAACAUAGAAGAUGGAGAUGGAGACAAUGUAGAAAUUGUAGAAUUUUACAAGUUAUUGGAAGAUGGUAGUGAACAAUUGUAUGAAGGGUGCACAAAGUAUUCAAAACUGUCUUUCUUGAUUAGUCUGUAUCACAUAAAGUGCUUAUACAGAAUAAGCGACAAAGCUAUGACCGAAAUUCUCAAGUUAAUAAAAGAUGCUUUUGGAAAUGCGAAGAUUUCAAAUACAUUCUAUGAGGCCAAGAAAACCAUAAACAAACUAGGGCUUAAUUAUACCAAGAUACCUGCUUGCCCUAAUGAUUGCAUGUUAUAUUAGGGGGAGGAUGAAGAUUUGCAAGAAUGCAAAAUAUGCAAGACAUCUAAAUGGAGCGAUGCUAAAAAGAAGAAACCAGCAAAGAUCUUGUGAUACUUUUCACUAAAACCGAGACUUCAACGAUUAUUCAUGUGUUCUAAGACUGCUCAAUCAAUGCGAUGGCAUGCUUCGGCAGAAAAGAAAGAUUCGAAGAUGAGGCAUCUGCGGGAUUCUGAAGCUUGGAAGACAUUUGAUUUACUUCAUGAUAGGUUUGCCGAAGAUCCUCGAAAUGUACGUCUUGGUCUUGCAGCUGAUGGAUUCAACCCCUUUGGAGCUAUGCGUACAAACUAUAGCGUUUGGCCAGUGGUGCUUAUUCCAUACAAUCGACCUCCAUGGGAGUGCAUGAAGCCAACAUCACUAAUCUUGUCAAUGAUUAUUCCCGGAGAGAAAAUGCUGGGGAACAACAUAGACGUAUAUUUACAACCUCUUAUCAAAGAGUUAAAAGAGUUGUGGCAU
Messenger RNA from Arachis ipaensis, 1331 nucleotides. The record is from RefSeq and is a predicted model, not a curated record. NCBI's taxonomy places the organism in Eukaryota, Viridiplantae, Streptophyta, Magnoliopsida, Fabales, Fabaceae.